Messenger RNA from Verticillium alfalfae VaMs.102, 1674 nucleotides. RefSeq names its product long-chain base protein. The record is from RefSeq and is a predicted model, not a curated record. Gene Ontology annotation, molecular function: sphingosine-1-phosphate phosphatase activity. The transcript is spliced from 7 exons. The coding region runs from base 1 to 1674 and encodes 557 amino acids. Gene Ontology annotation, cellular component: endoplasmic reticulum membrane. Lineage: Eukaryota; Fungi; Ascomycota; Sordariomycetes; Glomerellales; Plectosphaerellaceae.
AUGGCGCCGCACACUAAACUUAGUGCGUGGGCGCUCUUCAGCGCCUGUGCCUGUUCUCGCAAUCAAGGUCACGACCGACCUCGUUUGGCGCAGACCCUCAUCUUCCGAAGUGCAACGACCACCGAUCGAGCGGAUGCCCACAUCUCUCAGCCCAUGUGUUCCACACCCAACGGCGCGGCUGAGCGUCGCGAAGACGAUGCCCCGCCCUCCACCACCAAACCCGUCGUUAUCGACGCUGGCUUGAGGAGUCAAGACCACUACAAAAAGGCUAUGCCCCAUGGCGAUACAACCUCCGACAACGAGAGGGCCCGCACGCCUGCUCUCGACAGCUACUUCGCCAUCACGGCCAACCUCGGCACCCAUACCUUUUUCAUGAUCGGCCUGCCAAUGCUGUUCUGGUAUGGCUAUGCCUCGUUCGGCAAGGGUCUCGUCCAUAUCCUCGCUGAGGGCGUCUUCUUCACCGGUUUCAUCAAGGACUUGUGCUCUCUGCCACGACCCCUUUCGCCGCCCCUCCACCGAAUCACCAUGUCCGGCUCAGCAGCGCUCGAGUACGGCUUUCCCUCCACGCAUAGCACCAACGCCGUGUCGGUGGCUCUCUACGCCAUUCUUGUUCUGCGCAGCCCGGAGACGGAGUAUUCCGCGACCACCAAGCUCGUGCUCGAAGGUCUCUCCUACUUCUACGCCAUCUCCAUCGUUGUUGGCCGCCUGUACUGUGGCAUGCACGGGUUCCUCGACGUCGUGGUCGGUUCUGUCAUUGGCGCCCUGAUUGCCCUGGGCCGAGUUCUACUACGGGCCCGCUCUCGACGCCUACAUGCACUCCAGUUCGUGGGUCGCUGUCCUCAUCGCUGCCCUCGUCGUCAUUGUCCUCGUGCGCAUUCACCGGAGCCAGUGGACGACUGCCCCUGCUUCGAUGACAGCGUCGCUUUUGCAGGCGUCAUGAUUGGUCUCGAAUAUGCUACGUGGAACUACGGCCGGACCCCUUACGACCCUUUCGACACGAAUGCCCACAACUUCCAGUCCAUCAACUUGGGGCCUCUCGGCGUACCGGUGCUUGUCGCUCGUCUCUUCUUUGGCGUCUUCGUCAUUUUCGCCUGGCGCGAGAUGAUGAAGCCCACCCUGUUACGCGCUCUGCCGCAUCUCUUCCGCCUGAUCGAGCGUGCUGGUUACUCUCUGCCUCGCCGCUUCUUCACCCCAGCCUCCGAAUACAAGUCGAUUCCUGCAGGUUCGCGAAUGGACAACCUCAUCCCCUCUGUGCGCGAAAUCGUCCGCGUCGCCUACCGCGAGCGUAGGCGUAGGGAGAGCAUUGGAAGCAAUGGUAGCACCAAGGGCAAAGAGGCACUGGCUGGUGUCCAGGAGAACAGUGACGACCGUGAUGGCCGCGGCGCGGCAUCCGGUGUCCAUGGCGGCAUUGGCGAAUAUGAGAAGCAGAUGGGCUCUUUCGUCUCCAGCCCGAUUGAAGAGUCGAGGGCCACGGACUUUCCCUCUCCCGAACAGGAUGAAGCUGAGGAGAAGGAGAUGUUCUCCCGCCUGACGAGGCCGAGAGUGCGGUACGACGUCGAGGUUGUGACAAAGCUCGUCGUGUAUGCUGGGAUUGCCUGGCUCGGCGUGGGCAUGAUCCCCAUCAUGUUCGAGUUUGUCGGCUUAGGAUCCAGUCACCUCCGCAUCGCAGCAUGA